AUGGUCGGGUGUUCUCAUAUCAAUGCUCCAGAUAAAUUAACUGUCGUUCCGCUCCCAGAGAUUCGCCCGCCAAAUGCAUCACAGGCAGUCUAUCGAGAGGAUUGCACUCAGUGUUUUGACUCCAUUGAUGAUCCAUCAGGCUUGAAUGUUUGCCUUUAUUGCUUUAACGGCGGAUGUGCUGGUAACAGAAACCAUGCCUACCUUCACAGUACACGUACAGGCCAUCCUUUGGUCCUAAACAUCAAAAGAACGCGAAAGAAGAUUCAGCGUGAUGAGCCUCCACAGAAAAUGUCGAAACUUGCAAUUGCUGCAGAGACAGAGGAAGACCGUUAUGAUACUACAACAAGGGUUCUGUGUUACUCAUGUCGAGAAGACAACAUUGAUAAGUCCAUGGGCAAGCUACCUGUGGUAAUUGAUGGAGUUAUGAAGGCUCUGACCUUCUCUAAGCGCGAAGAAAUCAAAGCAUGGGAACAGGAGUUUGUGCCAUGUGAGCAUACUUUGUGCUUGACACAGCAGGACCGCAAAGAAAUUGUGCCUUCAGAGUGCGGCAAUAUCGGUUGUGGAAGGAGACAGUUUGGUGGUAUAGGGGGGAACUCCCAUGCCCUGGCGCAUGCUGAUUGUUCUUCCCAUAGUGUAGCAGUCAAGCUUGGCUCAAUUACAGCUGAAGGAGAAGCUGACAUAUACUGCUACAAAUGCAAUGAGGAACGAACAGAUCCAAAUCUUGCAGAGCAUCUCGCCCAUUGGGGUAUCAAUAUUGCUGAACGUGAGAAGACAGAGAAAAGUCUGAUGGAGAUGCAAAUUGAGCACAACCUAAAAUGGGAGUUCUCCAUGACUACUGAGGAUGGACACGAAUUAGAACCAAUAUUCGGUCCCGGUUUCACAGGUCUGAAAAACUUGGGCAACAGUUGCUAUCUUUCAAGUAUCAUCCAGUGCCUUUUUUCUUUGCCGGAAUUUCAGCAAAGAUACUAUCAUCCAGAUGAGGAGCCUCCACUAAGCCGCUCCCCAGCUGAGGAUUUUGAAACACAGAUGCGAAAACUUGCUGAUGGAAUAUUAUCUGGCCGAUACUCUAAGCCAGACACUGAAGUGAUAUCCACACCUGAUUCUUCUGAAGUUCCUCAUCAGAGAGGCUUAGCACCUACCAUGUUCAAGCACCUGGUAGGUCGUGGCCAUCAAGAGUUCUCAACGAUGCGGCAACAAGACGCCUUUGAAUUUUUACUACAUCUUUUCAAGCUUAUUAGCCUAUCGAGACAUCCAGAGGGCUUGGUCAACCCUGUUGACGCAUUUCGAUUCACACUCGAACAGCGACUACAGUGCAUCUCAUGCGGAAGAGUGCGUUAUAAGGUUGAUGAACAGGACAAUAUCUCUGUUCAAGUUCCUGCUCGUCGAUCAGCAGGUUCGGCAGUUUCUGGCAGCGGUUCGGAGAAAGAUGCCGUGUUAUAUGAGCGGGUGACUUUAAGAGAAUGUCUUGAUAUUUUCACAGCAGAGGAGACAGUUGAGCUGCGCUGCCCAAGCUGUGGUAAUAGCGAUGGCUUUCGCAAGCGCUCUCUCUUCAAGACUCUCCCACAGGAAUUCGUCAUCAACGCGCGACGCUUUGAAUUAAUCAAUUGGGUGCCUACCAAACUAAACAUUCCAGUUGAAGUUGAUGAUGAACAACUGGAUCUCAGCCCUUACUUGUCUUCUGGGCAGCAGCCAGGUGAAGAAUUACUGCCAGAUGAGCCUGAACAGAAGGGUGCUGGCUUCACUGCAAAUCAAGCUGCUCUCGACCAGCUUUUGAGCAUGGGAUUUCCUCAAGUGAGGUGUGAAAAGGCACUUCAAGCGACAGGGAACUCUGAUGUAGAAAGCGCAAUGAAUUGGCUCUUUGCCCAUAUGGAUGAUCCGGACAUCGAUGAGCCAAUGGCUCCUCGAGCUGAGGAAAGCUCAUUGGACCAACACGAUCCAGCGAAAAUUGCGCAGCUUAGUGAAAUGGGUAUUGACAGCAAUCGGGCUCGGCAAGCACUUGCAGCCACUGGCGGAGAUGUUAACAGGGCAUUGGACUGGGUUUUCAGCCACCCUGACAACUUGGAGGCCGAGGCCGGUGAGAGUGAGCAACUACCCAACCUCUCUAAUGUUCAGAAGCUUCCUGGUACCGACGCUAUUCCAGCGAAAUACCAGCUCCAAUCGAUCGUUUGUCAUAAAGGGUCUUCCGUCCAUGCUGGCCAUUAUGUUGCCUUCACGCGUAAAACUGUUCCUGGGGAAAGACAGCCGUCUUGGGUGCUAUUUAAUGACGAAAAGGUGGUGAAAAUAGACAAUGUGGAGGAGAUGAAGCAAUAUGCUUAUAUCUAUUUUUUCUCCCGAUUAUGA
Messenger RNA from Rasamsonia emersonii CBS 393.64, 2340 nucleotides. Its product is annotated as Ubiquitinyl hydrolase 1. The coding region runs from base 1 to 2340 and encodes 779 amino acids. Lineage: Eukaryota; Fungi; Ascomycota; Eurotiomycetes; Eurotiales; Trichocomaceae. Gene Ontology annotation, molecular function: cysteine-type deubiquitinase activity; zinc ion binding; protein binding. The transcript has 6 exons. The record is from RefSeq and is a predicted model, not a curated record. Gene Ontology annotation, biological process: protein deubiquitination.